CCAGAACCCACAGAGGUUUUCGAAGUGGAUCGUCGACGUUUAGCCACAGGAGAUUCUAGCAUAUAUAUUCCGAGUUGAGAAACGUUAACCACAACAGAUUCAGCUAUAUAUUCUGAAGCAGAUUGUGAUCGCAUAGGACACCGAGUUUAUUCACGAACUGGUUUUUGGCAAGUGACGUGAAAGAAAACCUCUGGAAAAGUGCUCGGACGAAACCAAACCCAAGUUUUGUGUAUAUAUUGAACAAUGGGUCUCAUUCUGACUAGAAUUCUCUCUUUGAUACAGAGCAAAAAACCCUGUAGGAUAUUAAUGGUCGGUCUUGACGGCGCAGGGAAGACUACGAUACUCUACAAACUAAAAUUGGGGGAAAUUGUGACUACGAUUCCAACAAUUGGUUUCAACGUCGAGACAGUGGAGUACAAGAACAUAAGUUUCACAGUGUGGGACGUUGGCGGCCAGACAAAGAUUCGUCCAUUGUGGAGGCAUUACUUCCAAAACACCUCCGCCAUCAUCUAUGUAAUAGAUUGCAACGACCCCGAGAGACUAGCAGAAGCGAAGGAGGAAUUAGACAUCUUGUCCCAGGACGCAGAGCUCGAGAACUGCCCACUGCUCGUCAUGGCCAACAAGCAAGACCUACCACAGGCAGCCUCGCCUUCUUUCGUCACAGACGCCCUCAACCUCAGAGACCUGAGACGCCCCUGGUUUGUCCAGGCCACCUGCGCUGUCAACUCCACGGGCAUCUACGAGUCCCUAGACUGGCUGGCAAAGGAAGUUUCGAAUUAAAAGGGAAAUUUUUUCUAGGAUAUCGACUGAUUUACAACACUAUUACUCUUUAGGCUUAUAGUACUCUGCGUGCUGUCUUGUUCAGAUUCUAGACCUAUAAAUGUAUUAUUUUGUACUAAUAAAAUACACCUAAGCCAA
This is a messenger RNA of Macrobrachium nipponense, 918 nucleotides long. Its product is annotated as ADP-ribosylation factor 4-like. Gene Ontology annotation, biological process: vesicle-mediated transport; intracellular protein transport. Gene Ontology annotation, cellular component: cytoplasm; plasma membrane. Bases 244 to 780 code for a protein of 178 amino acids. Lineage: Eukaryota; Metazoa; Arthropoda; Malacostraca; Decapoda; Palaemonidae. The transcript has 4 exons. Gene Ontology annotation, molecular function: GTP binding; GTPase activity. The record is from RefSeq and is a predicted model, not a curated record.